AUGCGACUGAACAUGACUGGAGGAAUUAAGGAGAAAUCAGAAGAGAUCGUCGAGUCUCCGAAUCUCGAAAACUAGGUUGACGUGAAUAACUCUGAUCAACUCUGAUAAUUCCCGAACAGCUGCUCACGAUUCGCCACGCUAUUUCACAUUUUCGGCAUGCGAUCUUGGGAGCAAUGGGUGGAUCGGUAGUAUACGUUGCAUUCCGCUGGGUCUUACGAGAACGGAGAAAUCAGAUAGACGACGUACGCGAGUGAGACGCAUCUCGGGACUAACCUCAAUGUCCUCGAUGCAACCGCAGGCAACGUAGAAUGUGACUCUGUCAAAAGUCCUCGUGGCUCGUCACUCCGGCUCGUGAUUUUUUUCGAUCCGGAUAGUAGGGAAACGGAGGAGACCAUGAGGUUGCGUAGGUUAUUGACAGCACGAUGAUAUGAUCUGAUAAAGUCAUCUCCAGGUUUAAUUUCUACGUCGGUUUCUAACGUGGACAGAAAUCCAAGAAAAUGCUAGAUGAAAGUAUCCAGGAUUUAUUAGACAGAUGAAAAUACUUAGCAAUUCCAUAUAAUCAUGGUGGGAAAUACUUAUGAGGCACUUCCGUUCUACCACAGUGGAUCAGGGAGGGAGAUGUGCCAAUGGUUGACACACAUUAAAUUGUCAAGAAUAAUUAUUUUGACAUCUAUAGUCUUAUUUAUUGUGCCAUUAUUUACGCAUUACUAUUUAUCUAAGGUAGAAUCAGAUGCUCCAGAUAGGGAUAUGUAUAGAACAUUCUCAACCUUGGAGGCUUUUGAGGAUUUCACAUCCAUGAAAGCAUCACAGCUGAAGAUGAGAAUAGAGGAAAUGUUUCGUAUAAAAAUUUCAGUGAGCAAUGAAUUGAGAGACCUGAGCGCAAAGAGGCAAAGACUUCAGAGUGAAGUUAAUAGUUUGACACAAAAGAUAGAUGAGCUGAAGCAAGAGUUACUGCAUCAGCAAACGGAUCUUGAUAGAUUAAAAAUAAGUGUGGAGCAAGCACAGGUGGCACAGAAAGAAGCAGUGGAAAGAAACACGCCUGAAUUAGCACCACCUAAGAGAAUAUUGAUUAACACUCUGCCAAUUAUAUUACCUAGCACAGAUCCACGAUCAUGUAGAAUGUAUAAUUGUUUCGAUCAUAGUCGAUGUGCACUGACAAGUGGUUUUCCUGUAUAUUUGUAUGAUCCAGAUCAAUUUUCGGUAGUUAAUCCAGGAUGGGAUGUAGAUGGUUUCUUAAAAACAACUAUUAAACAAACGCUAGGAUAUAAUCCACAUCUUACUAGAAAUCCAGCAGAAGCAUGUAUUUACAUAGUCUUAAUUGGUGAAGCAUUAAGCCUCCAUCAAAAGAGUGAUCAACGUCAUAAUAAAGCUUUAGAUAUAAAGAAAUUACAAGCACUUCCCUAUUGGGGUGGAGACGGUAGAAAUCACAUAUUAUUAAAUCUUGCACGUAGAGAUUUAUCUGCAGAUUCUGGAAAUAUUUUUAGUAAUCUAGAUACUGGCAGAGCAAUAGUAGUACAGUCAACAUUUUAUAGAAAUCAAUUUCGCGAUGAUUUCGAUUUAAUUGUUCCACCAAUUCUGGGACCACCUGGUGGAGAUGUUUGGCAAGAAUGCGCGCAAAUGUUACCUGCAAGAAGGAAAUAUUUGCUGUCAUUCCAAGGAGAAAUGAGGACUUUUAUGGGCACACCGAUGACAUAUCAAAUUGAUGACGCAGAUAUAGAUCUGGAAAAACUGAUAAUUGAUGAUAACAAUAUAGAUGCAUUUAUUAUUCAACAUUUAAAAGAUAUGAGCAACGGAAUAACUUUAGAUAAAUUUUUUAUUCAAUUUGAAUGUAUACCAGCUUCUAUGGAGAGUAAGCCUGUGGAAACUCUUGAUUGGUCUCUUUGCGGAACUGAUUCAUCCAGAAGAGCUAUAUUAAAGGAAUCAACAUUUGCAUUGAUCUUAGCUCCUAGCAAUGCUACAUUAUUGACUACUUCAUUUAUGCAAGCGAGAUUGUACGAAGCAUUGCGAGCUGGAUCAAUACCAGUCAUUCUUGGUGGUGAUCAGAUUUUGCUUAAUUAUAACGAAGUUGUUGAUUGGAGGAGAGCAGUUAUUUUCCUACCUAAAGCUAGAGUGACUGAAAUGCACUUUUUACUGCGCGCUGUUCCUGACAACGAUCUUUUGACUAUUCGAAGACAAGGUAGAUUAAUAUGGGAACGUUAUAUGAGUACUGCUCAAGGUGUAGUAGAUACGACUAUAGCAGUAAUAAGAGACAGACUUGGUAUACCUCCACUACCAGCGUCUCAAACAUCCAGUCCUAGUGUUUUUAACGAAAGCUUUGUGCCUUUAAAAUCAGAUGCCAUUAUUACUGAACCUGAAGCUGAAGAAAGUUUAGGUCCUUUAGAACCGCCGUAUCCAUCUCCUGCUUUCAAGAGAAAUUAUACAACACUAUUAAUUCAAAAUCAUGAAAUUUGGAAUGAUUGGAUGGAUCCAUUUAAUUUGUAUCCACAAUUACCUUUUGAUACUGUUCUUCCCAGUGAUGCUAAAUUUCUUGGUUCAGAAGUUGGCUUUCGACCUAUCGGUAAAGGUGCUGGAGGUGCUGGAAAAGAAUUUAGUGAAUCAUUAGGAGGAAAUUAUCCAAGAGAACAAUUUACAAUUGUCAUGUUAACUUAUGAAAGAGAACAAGUUCUUAUAAAUUCACUGGCGCGUCUUUAUGGUUUGCCUUAUUUAAAUAAGGUACUUGUAGUAUGGAAUAGUCCAAAACCUCCUGUAGAAGAUCUCAAAUGGCCUGAUAUCGGCGUUCCUAUACAUGUUAUAAAAGCUCCAAGAAAUAGUUUGAAUAAUAGAUUCCUGCCAUUUGAUGCAAUUGAGACAGAAGCCGUCCUUUCUAUUGAUGAUGAUGCUCAUUUGAGACAUGAUGAAAUCAUGUUUGGUUUUAGAGUGUGGAGGGAACAUCGAGAUCGUGUAGUUGGAUUCCCUGGUCGAUUUCAUGCAUGGGACCAGAAUUAUCACAACGCUUGGAAUUACAAUUCUAAUUACUCUUGCGAGCUAUCCAUGGUUUUAACUGGGGCUGCUUUCAUUCAUAAACAUUAUACAUAUCUGUACACACAUUGGUUACCACAAGCAAUAAGAGAUAAAGUUGACGAAUAUAUGAAUUGUGAGGACAUUGCAAUGAAUUUUUUAAUAUCUCAUCUUACAAGGAAACCACCAGUUAAAGUAACGUCACGUUGGACAUUUAGAUGUCCUGGUUGUCCAGUUUCACUUUCAGAAGACGAUACUCAUUUUCAAGAAAGACAUAAAUGUAUCAAUUUCUUUUCACAGGUUUUCGGCUAUAUGCCUCUAUUGAAUACACAGUAUCGAGCUGAUUCGAUAUUAUUUAAGACACGAAUACCACAUGAUAAGCAAAAAUGUUUCAAGUUUAUAUGAAAAGGAGAUACAUUAAAAUUUUUGUGUAAAUAUCGUAGAAUAGGAUUUGUACGAUUUUGAUAUAAUUUUAUGCAGGUCACUUAAGAAUUAUUAUGUCGAAUAUUUCACAGAACACAUAUAGAAAACAUAAGGUACAGUAAGAGUUUAAUUAUAAUAAGUCAAA
Molecule: messenger RNA, 3565 nt
Organism: Acromyrmex echinatior (Panamanian leafcutter ant)
Lineage: Eukaryota; Metazoa; Arthropoda; Insecta; Hymenoptera; Formicidae
Product: tripeptidyl-peptidase 2
Cellular component (GO): membrane
Molecular function (GO): glycosyltransferase activity
Source: RefSeq, a predicted model, not a curated record